AUGAAGGACUUGGGAGAAUUAAAGUUCUUUAUGGAAAUUGAGUUCUCUAGAUCUAAAGAAGGAAUUCGUAUGAAUCAGAGGAAAUAUGCUCUUGAGUUAGUGUCUGAGCUGGGAUUGGCUAGUGGAAGGCCUGUUGCUACACCUCUUGAGUUCAAUCAUAAACUUACCUCAGUAGCAUUUGAUGAAUUCAUGAACAAAGGGGAAACCUCUACAAAUGUACAACUUGAGGACCCAUGGAGCUAUCAAAGACUGGUGGGCAGACUGCUGUACUUGACAAUGACAAGGCCAGACAUUGCCUCUGUUGUUCAAGUACUGAGCCAACACAUGCAUGCUCCUAAGCAGUCACAUAUGGAAGUAGCUGUACGAGUGGUCAAGUAUAUCAAGGGAACUGCAGGAUUGGGACUGUUUAUGCCAGCAAAAGGUAACAAGGAACUACUUGCCUACUGUGAUUCAGACUGGGGUUCAUAUGUGGAAAAAAAAGGAAGUUCUAUUACUGGUUAUAUAGUUAAGUUUGGUGAAGCUUUAAUCUCUUGGAAAUCCAAGAAGCAAAGCAUAGUUUCUAGGAGCUCUGCUGAAUCAGAAUUCAGGAGCAUGGCAGCUACUGUUGCUGAAGUCACUUGGCUAGUUGGUUUGUUUGGAGAGCUAGGAGUUGCAGUGAACAAUCCU
This is a messenger RNA of Nicotiana attenuata, 666 nucleotides long. RefSeq lists its product as uncharacterized. The transcript has a single exon. The annotation marks the transcript as partial. The record is from RefSeq and is a predicted model, not a curated record. Lineage: Eukaryota; Viridiplantae; Streptophyta; Magnoliopsida; Solanales; Solanaceae.